Molecule: messenger RNA, 2882 nt
Organism: Paramacrobiotus metropolitanus
Lineage: Eukaryota; Metazoa; Tardigrada; Eutardigrada; Parachela; Macrobiotidae
Exons: 4
Coding region: 165-2882 (905 amino acids)
Source: RefSeq, a predicted model, not a curated record
CAGUCGGACAUGAUAGACAGACCCGAGCGGCUGUGACCUUUGCAAGAAAAGACAGCAAAGGCAGUGAUAGCACAUACCAAGUGGCGCUUGGAGCUACACAGAAUGAGGAGAGCUCCAGCGGUGACGGAAAGGAUACUCCCGCAUCUGCGGCGGGAAGUCAUCCGAUGAACCAGAAAAAGGUCACCGGGGAGGAAAUGCCCACAGGGAAAGGAGUGGAACCAGUUGGAGCAUCACAGCUGGAUGCUACCAUUAGCGGAACGCAUGAGCAGGAUAAAAAUGUGAACCUGGCUCAAGUGGAAGAGAGAAACACAAAGGUCACCGAAGAGGGAUUGACUGAAUUGGGAUUGGAUGACCUUUCAUUGAAUGAGAAAGCGGCAGAUGAUGACCUUUUUGCAACUCCAAUGGUCUCAGAUGAAUCCAACGAGUCAUACUUCACAGAUGAUGACGCAACGAUGAAUAUGUCCUUUCAAACUGCAAUGAAAGAGGCUGACCGAGCAGAAGAAGUGACCCCGUUUAAGGAUAUCCCCGAACAUUUAAUUGACCGGACACAGAAUGGAAAGGUUAUCAAUGUACGACCACAGUCACCAAACAGUCCUACGUUAACUCUUAGGAGACGCGUAAGGGAGCUGGAAAAUGAACUUGAUGCCACUGAACGUCAGGCGGACAAGCGGAAACAGGAGUAUCGAGACAGAUUAUCGACACUCGAAACUCGCUUAUUCGAAUUGGAACAGCAACAGGGUGACCUCCAGAGCUCCGCAGACGGUUGGAAAGUCAAAUAUGAGCGACAAAAGGAAAUUGCAGAAGAGUACCUAAAGAUGGCAGAUGACAGAGAAAUGGAAGGUCAUCUCGCCGUCAGUGACCUUAAUGAAAGCAUGUCAGAGGAAUCAGCAGAAAGGUCACGGCACUUAGCGGAAUUGAAGGACGAGUGUGACCAGUUGCGUCAAAAGGUCACUGAAGCUGAAACUAAACGGGACGAGUACGCGACCAAAUUCGCAGAGGUCACACAACGGUUGACAACACUGGCAACGGAGACGUUCAAACUAAGGAAUGACUUGAAGCUACGGGAGGAGGCUGUCAGUACUCUGCAACUCGAAUCGAAAGGUCAUCAGGAACGGGCUGACGAAGCUGAAAAGUCGCGCAAUGAGGCAAUCAAGGCGAUGCGAGAGGCAAGAGACAUUACAGCCACUGAAGGAGCACGCCUGAAAGAAGAAAUCAAAAAGGUCAACCAGGAGAACGAAAAGGUCACAGAAGACAUUGAAAAGGUCACUAAGGAAGGACUCAAAUGGCAGAAGGAAGCACGGCGACUGGACACAAUGGUCACAACAUUGGAGCUGAAGGACAAAGAGUGGCAACAACAGGUCGCUCAAAAGAGUCAGGAGAUUGCAAAGCUGAACACUGACCUCGUCGAGAUGACCACCACAGCAUUGGCAAAAGAUGAUGAGUUGAUCGCAAUCAAGGAUCAGCUGAGAUCAGCCGCUGGGCAGUAUCAGCAACUCGAAAAUGAAACGAGUGAGCUGGUCGAGCACAUCAAAAAGAUGGAACAGGAAAAUGAAAAGGUCACCCAGCAGGAGUCUUUUAAAUUGCACGAACACUUACGAAAGGUCAACCUGGAAAAUUCUGAUCUAAAGAGAGAAAGAGAAGAACUUCGACUGAGAACUAAACGAUUGGAAGAUGAGAACAAGGCACUCCAAACAGGAAAUGUCAAAGCAGAACAAGACGGUGAAAAGGUCAAAGACGAUAAGGAUAAGGAACCACCAUCAGGUUAUUCACACUCGAGCCGAGGUGAACCUUCACAAUUUCCCCCACAUAUCGAAGUCAACGCGUUCAUCGACGAAGGGCGACGGGACAGACCCCCUAGUCGGCAGGAGCGUCCGAGGAAAUCCCGCUACGCAAAGCAGAGGCGAAACCAAAACGAUGAUGAGAGCAGCGAAGAAGAAGACAACCUGAGAGGGGGGUUCGCAUUAGCGAAAGCGCUCGAUUCCAUGGCUCGGAAAACACCUCUGAUGACCUUUGAUGGCAGCCGUGACACCGUCAAUGGUUGGACAAGAUUGGUGAAAGAAACCCAGGAUACCUACCAGCUUACUGAUAAGCAAAUAAUGAUUGAAAUAGCCACCGCAGUAAAAGGGCCGGCCAAAGGUUGGUUCGAAGGAGAAAAGGACAUAGCAUCAGAAGACGGAAUCGAGUACACAGUCAAAGAAUGGAUGGAGAAAUUCAAAGACGAGUAUGGUGACCGAGACGAAGAAGUCUUAGGCUUACGAGAGGCCUAUGCAAGGAAGUUCGAACUCGGAAAGGAAUCACUUGACCAGUACUACCAAGCGAUGAUGCGAUUCAAAGCAAAGAGAAUCAUCACUGAGAAGCAGGCAGUUGGCUUCUUAAUCGAGGGAUGCAAAGGAGACAAUGAACUCUAUAAGGCAUUGCGCAUACAAAAGUGUAAGACGCCGACUGAUGUAAAGGACUUUUUCCGACACUGGGCAACAGGAGAUGAAAAGUACAAGGCGCCAAAAGGUCAACGUAACCAGGAAUACGUGACUAUCCGCCAAGGCCAGGUGGAGAAUGUACCGCAACAGAGAAUGGCGGCUGCACCAGCCCAGCAGCAAAUGGAUUUUCGCGCGGAAACCCCUGUAAGAGAGGUCACCGAAAGAGUGACCUUUAUCGAUGGCCAGACGGGGCAGCCAAUAACAUACGCGAUGGUGGCGGCGAUACAAGCGGCGGCUCAAAUGUGCCAGUAUUGUAUGUACGGCAACCACCAAACCCAGGGAUGCAAAUUCGCCAACACACCACCGGAACAGAACCCGAACCUGUUCGCCUUUAACGAGUGGCAACGAUUGCGCGGCAUGGGCGGCUCGGGCAAACUUCCCAAAUCAACAAGGAAACGGGAAUAA